This is a messenger RNA of Aphis gossypii (cotton aphid), 2782 nucleotides long. RefSeq lists its product as uncharacterized. Bases 179 to 2422 code for a protein of 747 amino acids. The transcript is spliced from 3 exons. The record is from RefSeq and is a predicted model, not a curated record. Lineage: Eukaryota; Metazoa; Arthropoda; Insecta; Hemiptera; Aphididae.
GUGUCGUUAAAUACCUAUUAGGUUCCUAAAUUAAAUUAGCCAAAAUGUUUCAUUUUCUGUUAUUCAACGAGUGUUCAGCGGUGAGGUUAAACGUAUAGUAAUUGUGGUAGUGUUCAUUGUAAAAUAUUGUUUAAUAUUGUUUUACAUAAAGUAUAAGUUUUAAUUUACAUAUUUAAUAAUGCCAAGACAAUUAAUAUUCUUGGUCGGUGUUAUGAAAAACCAAAUAACUGGUAGUAAGCUUCCAUCAAAAAGAGAUAUUUUGAGUGUUCUCUUUUACAAUAUGCGUAUAGUCAAACUAACAUUACACGAUAGCGCUAGUCUUGUGUUUGACGAAUGUCAAAUUUUUUGGAUAAAAGCGCGUAUACCUAUUCAAGAUCGAUCAAAUUGCAUUACAAAAAUUAAAAAACUCUAUGAUGAAUGGAGAAAAUUAGAUAAAAAUAAAAAUAGAAUUACUGAUACACAAAAAAAAAUUAUGAAUACGUUUGAAGACAAUUUAAAUGACUUAUUUGACAUUGCGCAUAGUAAUGCAUUAAAUACUAUAAAAAUUCACGAAGAUAAAUUAUUUUUAAUAAAACAACGUGAAAAAGGACGUCAUGGAUGCAUGAUGGGUAUAGAUUCAAAAUUAACCAGUCUUGAAUUUCGAAAAUGCUAUUUAGAAGAACAAAAAGUUAGACAGAAAGAAAAACACGAAAUUGCGUCGAAAUCACCAGUUGUGUCUAUGGACUAUAUAUCAGAUGAAAACUUCACUGAUGAAGAGGAAAUUAUAAAUAUUGAAAGUGUUGGCCCGUCAAAAAUCAAGCGAGCAAGAAAGGAAAUUAUAAACCACCGUUUAUCGGCUGCAUUAGACAAAUGUAAAAUAAGUGACCGAGAUGCCGUUCAUUUACUUACAGCUGCAGCUGAAUCUUUUAAUGUCAAUACUAGUGAGUACAUAAUUAAUAGAUCUUCAAUUAAAAGAGCUCGAGAAAAGCGUCGUGAACAAUUAUCUGAAGCUAUAAAAUCUAAUUUUUUAAAUGUAAAUCUACAAUAUUGCGUUGUGCAUUGGGAUUCAAAAUUACUACCCGGCUUAACAGGAAGGGACACAAUAGAUCGUCUCCCUGUGAUUAUUACAGCUCCUAAUGUUGAACAGUUAUUAGGAGUUCCACAAUUAUCAUCUGGGAGAGGGAAUGAAAUAUGUUCGGCUGUAUAUAAUACUUUAGACGAUUGGUGUCUAUUAGAUAAAGUAGAAGCUUUUGUAUUUGAUACUACUGCAUCAAAUAGUGGCCGUCUAAAUGGUGCAUGCGUUCUUCUCGAACAAAAGUUAAAUCGAAAUAUUCUAUUUCUUGCUUGUCGUCACCAUAUUUUUGAAAUAAUUUUACAAGCUGUUUUUGUUACAUCAAAACUAUCUGUUAUGUCUGGACCUGAUAUUCCAUUGUUUAAACGAUUUAAAAAUAACUGGGUGAAUUUAGAUUUACGUAAUUUUCAUACAUGGACAUCACAUCCAGAUGUAUUUGAAGAAUUAAAAUAUGUAGUAGAUGAUGUUUUAUUAUUUUGUACAAAAAGAAUCGAAGAUAAUUAUCCAAGAGAUGACUAUAAAGAAUUUAUAGAACUUAUUAUGAUAUUUUUGGGGAAAACACCUCCACGAGGAAUACAUUUUCGACCACCUGGUGCUUACCACUUAGCCCGAUGGAUGGCAAAAGGAAUAUAUUGUUUUAAAAUGUUGUUAUUUUAUCAGCAGUUUAAGCUCUCAAUAAUUGAAAAAAGAGGUUUAAAAGAAAUAUGUUGUUUCAUUGUAAAAUGUUAUUUAGAGGCGUGGAUAUGUGCUCCCGAUCCAAUUACAGCUCCACUUAAUGAUAUAAUUUUUUUAAAAAAAUUAGUCGAUUAUACAAAAUAUAAUAAAAAAAUAGGAGAAGUAGCAAUAAAAAAAUUUAUUAACCAUUUGUGGUACUUAAAUGAUGAAUGUGCAGUAUUUUCUUUAUUUGAUGAUCGAAUUGAUAAUAAUACUAAAUCUAAAAUGGCAAAACGGAUAUUGGAAAUAAAUGAAGAAGGUAUCAAUACUGACGAUCAAGAAAAAGACUCUCAAAAAAAAAUUGUUUUACAAUUUGAUGACGUUCAACAUUUUUUAAAUAAAGAUCUUCCAUUGGAAUUAAUAUCAAAUAAAUCGAUACAGUUUUUUCAAAGAUUUCGUAUUUCUAAGGACUUUUUACAUAAGGAUCCAAGUUUAUGGAACAUAACCACCGAAUAUAAAGAAGCAAAGGAUGUUAUAACUACAUUAAAAGUUGUCAAUGACAGUGCAGAAAGAGGUGUGAAAUUGAUGGAGGAGUUUAACGACAAAUUUACGAAACAAGAGGAACAGAAACAAUAUGUGUUACAGAUUGUUCAAGAUUAUAGGAAGCAGUACCCGGGAUUCAGUCGUAAAGUUUUAAAACAAACCUAUAACAAAUAAUUAAAAUACAUUUGGAUGUAGAAAAUAUGUUGUAUAAUAAAAUGUGAUAAUUAAAAUAAAAUGUUAUUAUAACUUCUUUAAUAUUAGCCUAAUUUACAUAAUUUACUAUUACAAAUAACAUUUUUUUAGGAAAUUAAAUUAUAUUCGAUUUUUAUACAAGACAUUUUAUUGUAUGUUUAAUAUUUUAUUAAAUACACCUAAAUAAAUGUAAAAAAUCUAUUUUGCAAAAUAAAUAAAAUAUUUCGUAUUUUACUAUUUUUCUUGGAAAAUUACAGAUUUACAAAAAAAUUUGUAAAUAUAUAUUUUAUGCGCAAUAUUAAAAUACAUAAUUAACUCUCUAUACAUUUUUGCCCUAGGUAC